AUGAAAUAUCACACUUUAGCUAAAUCGAUCGCUGGUCUUGCAUUAUGCUACCUGGAAACCGCCAACGCAGCUCCAGCAGAAGACUCAUUUGUCACUGAGAUGCUCGCCUCCAUCAGCUCUCUUUCUGCCGAAAUUUCAAGCGAAUAUGGGUCAACUGACUCUGAAUAUAAUCCUAUAUUGUCUUUUGAAUCAUCAUUGAUUGUUAACAAGCCUUCAGUCUUGAAAAGUUUCAUCAGUGUGGUAAAAUCAGUAGAAAGUGCUGGUGGGGAAUUGUACGGUGAAGCGGUCGAGUCUGCUGCCGAAGUCUUUAUUGAGGAAGUUGGAACAAUUCCAUCUUAUGGAAUCGCCCCAUUACUCGAAGGGAUGGCUGGUGAUUACGGUACUGAUUACAGUACUGAUUUCACCGACACCUAUGAUGCUGAAGAUUCUACAAUUGUGAGCUCAACGACUGCUAGUAAUGGUACCACCAUUAUUUCAGGAUCUUCUUCUUCAAUCAACAUCACCACUACUUCGACCGAAAGCUCUGCUUCUGGCUCAGCUUCUGAAGCUUCUAGUACCCAUAAGGGUUCAAAGACUUCUUCUAGCUCUUCCGAAAGUUCUAGUGGUUCCAGCAGCAAGGUAGACACCCCACAAUCUGGAAUGGGUGUUCAAUUUGCGGCAGUUGGAUACUCAGCAUUCUUUGCCAGUGUUGUUCUUGCUCUUUUCUAA
Molecule: messenger RNA, 708 nt
Organism: Saccharomycopsis crataegensis
Lineage: Eukaryota; Fungi; Ascomycota; Saccharomycetes; Ascoideales; Saccharomycopsidaceae
Exons: 1
Coding region: 1-708 (235 amino acids)
Source: RefSeq, a predicted model, not a curated record